This is a messenger RNA of Ichthyophthirius multifiliis, 725 nucleotides long. RefSeq lists its product as hypothetical. The transcript has a single exon. The record is from RefSeq and is a predicted model, not a curated record. NCBI's taxonomy places the organism in Eukaryota, Ciliophora, Oligohymenophorea, Hymenostomatida.
AGAGUAGUUUAGGAAAUUAGUUUAAAUGAAUUUUAGGAAAAUUUAAAUUUUAUUAUGGGAAAUGGAUUUUUUAAUGGAUUGAAUUUUCUUUAAAAAAAUGAUAUUGCAAAUAGACUUAUUUUAUAGAAAUUUAAUAAAAAUUAAAUUAUUUUUAAUGAGAAUGAUUCAGCUGUUUGUUUAUUUAUUUUAAAAGAGGGAUAAGUGGAAUGCUUUAAAGAUAAAAAAAGCAUAAGAAUUUUAAAUAAAGGAGAUUUAUUCGGAGAAUCUGCUCUUUUAAAUGGAAAUAAUUUGAGAACUUUAACGGUUAAAGCAUUAUCUGAUGUAGAAUGUUUAGGUUUAGGAAAAGAAGUUUUAGUGAAAAUUUUAGGAGAUUAAGUAGAUAUAAUUGCAUAUAGAAAUAUGACUAAGUGGUAUAUGGAUUAAGUAGAAGAAUAUUAGGCAUUUACGAAGGAAUAAAAAGAAUUUUUGAUUAAUUCUUUAGAAUUCGUAACGUAUUAAAAUGGGGAAGUUGUUUUCAAAAAAGGGGAUGUUUUAUAAUAAAAAGAACUUGUAGUAAUCUUAGAAGGAGAGCUUUUAGAAUUAGGUAAAGCAAGUUUUAUUAAAAAAGGAAUUGUAUUAAAUAAAAUAUUUGAGAAAAAUAACGAUUAAGACAUAUUUUUUGAAAACGAAGUUAUUUUUAUAGGUAAUAAGUGUGUUUUAGGAAAAAUAAAUAUAUAAAAAAUGUU